Molecule: messenger RNA, 846 nt
Organism: Acanthaster planci (crown-of-thorns starfish)
Lineage: Eukaryota; Metazoa; Echinodermata; Asteroidea; Valvatida; Acanthasteridae
Product: protein FMC1 homolog
Cellular component (GO): mitochondrion
Source: RefSeq, a predicted model, not a curated record
UAUGUCUGCGCCCUGUGGAGUGAAAUGUUGGUGAUUUUGAGGGCACCUAAUUUUUCUUAGAUCUGCAUUGCCAGUUUGUUUGAAGUUUAAAAUACCCAACAAUGUCAAAGAUAGACAAAUUAAGAUUGUUGAGGUCCUUGCUGCGGGAACUUCGAGAAGCAAAGAUGAGUUCCCCGAGGAACACAAUGGCCUAUGGUUACUUGAUGGAUCAGUUCCGAAAAAAUCAAGUUACAUCCGAGAAAUUCUGCAAAGAACACAAUGAAAUGUGGCAUCAGGCUCAGACGUAUCUGUGUAUGCUCAAGAGUACAAGAGAACAUGAGGCAUUGCAGGCUGCAUACAAGAGGGGUGAAAGAACAGUGGAAGAAAGUGCCAAACUAGUUGGAUUGAAAAUACCCAAGCCCUAUGAAGAGUGAUCCCAUUUCUAAUGCUUCACUUAUUUCAUUAUCUCUGUAUAAAGACGUGUGAAAAAUUGUAAAUACUUGUAGUUGCAAAAAAAGAAUGAAAUUAUUCAGUAUUAAUGGAUGGUCAAAUGUGGACAAAGCUGCACUUCCCCCAAGUCAAAGAUAUUGGCAAAUCCACUGCUUCAAAGCAAUCUAAGACAAAUGAACAAGCAGAAAUAGAAAAAGGGAUAGACAAAAUAACAGCAGAAAUAAUUUACUAAAUGUCAUUAGAAUCAGAAAAUUCAACGUAGAGAAGUAUUCCAUAAAUGUAAUAAACUAUAUAUUACUAUUUUUUCUUUUGUGCUAUCUGAGGUUUACAUAAUACAUGUACAUGUUAGUUUUAAUUUAUUAGGCAGACUUUGUGACGUGAUUUUCAAACAUUGAAUAAAUUUUGACAGAAACCUGA